This is a messenger RNA of Drosophila ficusphila, 1733 nucleotides long. RefSeq lists its product as uncharacterized. The transcript is spliced from 5 exons. Lineage: Eukaryota; Metazoa; Arthropoda; Insecta; Diptera; Drosophilidae. Bases 26 to 1501 code for a protein of 491 amino acids. The record is from RefSeq and is a predicted model, not a curated record.
ACAACGCAACUGAGGGUUCGCAGCAAUGAGCGCAUCGAAUAAUAAAGAGGAAUUCUUAGUUCCUACGGUCAGGGAAGUGCAGCAACUAUUUGCGGAACUCCUAAGCCGUGGAGAAGAUAUAGUCUGGGACCUAUCUUCACAGAACGAUGAAGUUUUGAAAAGCAAGUUACUCCAGUUUAAAGACGACAAUAAUCGUUGGGAUGAUUCUGACAAACAUGCGAAUAUGUUUAAAUCUAUCUGGAAUACCAGAAAGUAUACCAAUGGGCAGGUGCUUGCGUCUUUAUUUUUUGUUAUGAUUGUGGAAAAUAUCCGUGACUCGAAAUUGGCAGAGCAAAGCAGAUCCUGGCACUUGUACCCGGUUUUUCGUUGUCGACGAUGCGUGGACAAAACUGGUCAAUCCAGCAGUACCGACUGUUGCAUGAUGUACGUAACACAUAAUACGUCUUGUGAAAACUGGAAAACCUUUCUGAUUCUACCGACUUUCCGUUCUGGUGUAAUGGUGACCCCGCACCGAGGAGUCUACAAGCUGAUUGAUGGUCAGGUGGAACUGGAAUCGCAUUUCGUAGAGCAGCAGAGCUAUCGUUUCCUCCCCCAAGAGCCCUCCAUAACGCCCCAAUCAUUAUUGAAAGCCGCAAAAACACCCAUUAAAAGCGAAGAAACAAAACAAAAGGAAAAGCGGCUAGGUAUUCGAGUAUUAUAUUCUCCGAGUUUUUUCUCUUGUGAACGGAUGCUAAGUUUUCUAUUGAGUUUCGAUAAUAAACAGCAGGCUUGUGAUGUGAAAGACCUCUCCGAUUCCUUAAUUUUAUUUACGCAUAAUGUCAACAACUUUAAUUUGGCUUUGGAAAUGAUUAAAGCAGACAACCCCCGCAGCAUUCUAAUAAACAGACUAAGAAGCGACUUCCUCAAAAUAUCCGAAGAAUUUAAACGCCUGCAGGGCACAGUGGACCUUAUACGCAGUGCUAACGGAGUGCCCACAAAACAAAACCUGGAAACGAUUUUUAAAUCCACAAAAAAGAAACCAAAGAAAGUAACUAAGAAGCCUGAAAAUCCCAACGAUAUACCUGUUGAUUGUCCAGAAACCACCACAACUAAAGCAAAUGCAGAAAUUAUUCAACUUGAAGACUUUGGCACUUUUCUUAAAGAGCACGUUUUCAGCUUGGAGAGCUUUGAAGAUCUGAUAGCCAAAAUGUCUGAACACUUUGAACCCGAAAUGUCUAGGCUGAUACUGCAACUAGCGCAAACUUUUCUGGAAACAGCGAGGGAAGAAAUGUGCCAGCAGAUAAAAUUCUUCUUCUCCACGGAAUUCGUUAUUUAUCAUAUCAUUUUGUACAUAACAAAACAUUUUUCAAACUUGGACUACAAAGAAGUUGAAGAGCAAUCAUCAGAUAUUUUAAGGCAUGUGCGAUAUUGCUUUGCCUCUUGGAACCCGAAUUCCCGACCAGAGUUUCUCAAGAAGUGCGAUAAAUGUGUCGGGUACUACGAUUUAAAUAAAAGGAUGUAAAAUUCCCCUUUCUGUAUUUUUUAACUUCCUGAAAAGACGCGAAAUGGUUUAAAAUUCUUUCAAUGAAAUUACUUAAUCGUUUUUACAAAAUUAAUGGUAAAUUGUUUGCCAUAUAGCUUAAGAAACUGCAUUUACAUAUGUGUAAAUUCCAGAUUUAUGUAAAGUCCAGUGCCUACACAUCAUUUAAAGAUAUAUAAAAAUGUUUAAAUAAAGAAAGAAUUUGUAAGUUUUA